UGGGCAGACAUUUUACGAUGAAGUCUAUCCUGAUUUGCCUUGCUGUUGCUUGUUGUUUUAACGAGAAAACAUUUAGUAGUGCUAUGGAGUACGACUUUGGAAAUGAAGGUUUUGGUUUUCCCUGUGAGCAAAACAAAUGCAGCUGGUGUAAAAGGCUUGCGUCAAGAUCUCAGACCUCAAAAUUAGUUUGCAUUGGACUGGAAUUCAAAAUCGCUGAAGAGACAUUAGACGUCAACUUUACGUUGGCUGGCAUGUUGAUCUUUGACAAAAAAGUUCAAGGAGAACACCCAAAACCACUCUGUGCAAUCGUUCCUCUUUUCGAGAAUCCGGUUCACACACGCGUGUGUAUUUAUCUCCACAACAUCAAAAUGGAUCUCGAGGGAAUACAAGGUUGUGUCACUCUUAUUGCAUUUGCUGCUGUGAGGCAACCGUUUCCAAUAGGUUGCUUUAAAAUUCCGACAGCUCUUCUACAAGACAAAGCUGACAUUCUUGUCUUUAGACGCAGAAUCGGGAUCGGAAAUUAAGCAAAAAAUGUCGAAAAUAUAUACUUGUUAGACCGUAUAAUUUCUUUUAUUAAAGAAUAAUAGGUUUUUUGAUUUUUGAAAGAUCUAUUGCUUGUUUAAAGUCAAUAUGUGUUCAAUGCAUUGAAUACAUAGGAACUACUUAAAAUAAUUGAUGUGUUAUUAGCCUUUAUUUUGUUGAAAAUGCAAAAGUUUUACCAGGGACAUUGAGGAUAUUCAAUGUUUUAAAGUCGGAUAUGGAAUUUAUUUCACGAGGGGGACAGGAUUUUUUUUGUAUUUCCAUG
Messenger RNA from Saccostrea echinata, 805 nucleotides. RefSeq lists its product as uncharacterized. The record is from RefSeq and is a predicted model, not a curated record. Bases 18 to 524 code for a protein of 168 amino acids. NCBI's taxonomy places the organism in Eukaryota, Metazoa, Mollusca, Bivalvia, Ostreida, Ostreidae. The transcript is spliced from 4 exons.